GACUUUUCACGUGUACAUCCUCAUGUUAUAAACAAGAAAUGUUACUGCCUGUUAUAGUAUUCAAUGUUCGUCUUGGGAUGAGGUUAUUCAUGUGCUGCUAGACUUAGUUUCAUUUGGAGUAUAUACCGUUAUGGAACUAUUAGACAGCGAUUUUGGGAAUUCCCAUAAUUCACAUUAUGAAGACUUUGACAGUGGCUGCUCWUGUCUUCCAUCUUCUCCAAGUAACUGCAGUGAUUUUUCGUGCUCAAGUCUGGAUAACUUUGGCGAGGACUGGACAAUAAGAAGAGGAGAUGCUAUUAAAAUGGGCCAAUCGUUUCUAGAUGGUGGCCCAGUGCUUAACCCCUUCAUAAGUAUCAAGGCUGACAAUGACAUUGAUGAAUAUAGAACUGACACUUUGUUGAUUCCUGAUAAUUUCCCAGAUCUUCUGGAUGGUGCAGUAACUAGUUGCACUCAAGUGGACUAUUUUGAUCAUUCCUUGGCAGAUUUAAGUAAAAAUGAAACAAAUUCAUCUUUAGACAUAUUGACAGAUGAAAGCUUUUAUGAUACUGCUAUAAACAUUACUCCAAGUAUAGUGAAGAAGUGUGAGCCUGAGUCAACAGAGAGUGAACUUUCAAGGAAAAGAAAUUAUAGUGAAAGUGAUCACACGUAUGCAAGCAAUACACAAAGACCGACCGAAAGUGUAUCUGUAAAGAAAAAAAAGCCUACCUCAAAUUCGAAUUCCAAGGAUGAAAAAUAUUGGGAAAAACGACAGAAAAAUAAUCUUGCUGCCAAACGCUCAAGAGAAAUGAAGAGAAGCAGAGAAAUUGAACUUGUUAAGAAAUCAACUUUAUUGGAGAAAGAAAAUGCAGACUUAAUGAAACAAAUGGAAAAGCUCAAAAAGCUUGUUCAUAAGCUUGAGAUGAAAUUAGAGAGGUGACUUCAAUAAUGUCAUUAAUUAAAAUUGUAAAUAGCUAACUGUAAACUUUAUAUCUCUAUGCUUACAUGCAUGCAUACAAAAGUAUUUGAUAUAUAUCUAUACAUACACUUGAUUGCAGAAAGGUUGUAGUAUGCAUUYAUACAAAUAUCUGAUGAGAUACAAGAUAUCAAACGAGAUGCACAAUUUAAAACAUGCGUAAAUGCGAUUGCUUAUAGCCACACCAUUUUGUGAAAAAAAGUUUUUAACUUGAGUUUGUGUAAUACGUAUGUCUCUGAUACAAUAGAAGAUAAUGAAGACCAAAUAAGUUACUUUUUAAAUUGUGCAUCUCAUUUGAUAUCUUGCAUCUCAUUAGAUAUAUGUAUAAAAUUUAAUGUAUACUACAACCUUUCUGCAAUCAAGUGUAUAUAUUAUAUAUGUAUGUUAGAUAUUAGUGAUUUUUUCUAUACAUGGAUUAUUAUAUGUGUUUUUUAAAAGUUUGAAUUCCAGAGAAGUGACUUUUAGUCAUUAUAGCUUGAAAUAUAAGCUUGUGAAUCAGGAAUAUAUUUGAUUCAUGUAUAUAUCUAUAAAUUUGGAUUAUACUUAGCAAGACAUUGAGUAUAAUGAUAUUGCCAUGAUAGAUAAAUUCAAAUCCAAAUGUAUAAACAUGCAUAGCACAGUUCCUUAUGUUCCAAUGUUUUUCCAGGAAAUGUAAAUGGUACCUCACUAAUUAUUUGGUGAUGGAUUUAGGGACCAUGUUAAUCAAAGGGACUGUUACUGCAUGUAUAGUUAUAUUUGAAGGGCCAGAGGGCUAAAAAUCUUAAUUGUUAGAUCAAGACRGAACACUAAUUUUUUAGAUCUCCAUAUCAAAUUAUGAGGUUUGCUGAUGUUUAUUUUAAUUAUGCUCAAGUUAAGGUCUGUUAUAAAUGCRCAGCUAACAAAUUUAACAAUAUUGCUGUGUUGGUAAAUAAUUAUAUGACAAAUAAAAUAAUUAUGUUGA
Molecule: messenger RNA, 1892 nt
Organism: Actinia tenebrosa (Australian red waratah sea anemone)
Lineage: Eukaryota; Metazoa; Cnidaria; Anthozoa; Actiniaria; Actiniidae
Biological process (GO): regulation of transcription by RNA polymerase II
Cellular component (GO): nucleus
Molecular function (GO): RNA polymerase II cis-regulatory region sequence-specific DNA binding; DNA-binding transcription factor activity, RNA polymerase II-specific
Source: RefSeq, a predicted model, not a curated record